Charadrius vociferus (killdeer) is the source of this 2316-nucleotide messenger RNA. Its product is annotated as vitamin D 25-hydroxylase. Gene Ontology annotation, molecular function: heme binding; iron ion binding; oxidoreductase activity, acting on paired donors, with incorporation or reduction of molecular oxygen, reduced flavin or flavoprotein as one donor, and incorporation of one atom of oxygen. The coding region runs from base 1 to 2316 and encodes 771 amino acids. Gene Ontology annotation, biological process: xenobiotic metabolic process. Gene Ontology annotation, cellular component: cytoplasm; intracellular membrane-bounded organelle. The transcript is spliced from 9 exons. The record is from RefSeq and is a predicted model, not a curated record. Lineage: Eukaryota; Metazoa; Chordata; Aves; Charadriiformes; Charadriidae.
AUGGAGGCGGUACGCCCCCGUGCAAAGCUCCGCUCCCCCCGAGAGAAACGGGAGUUUGUCAGGGACGUGAUGCGCGACCCGGGCCGGAGCCGGGAGGCGGCGCGGUGCUUACCGGCGUUGCGGAGCGGAGCUGCGCGCAGCAGGGUGCUGGUGGCGCCGCUGAGCCGCGCUUUAAAUGAGCUACAGCCCUCGGGGUGGGGGGAGGCGGUGCGACCUGCCGAGCUCGCCUGCGGCCCGCAGCGAUGGGAGGAAAACGGGCGCAGAGCCGCACGGCGCAGGGGGAAGGCGGUCAAGUGCACGGGGUGCGGGGCUGCGACGGGUCCGAGCUUGCUCGGCGCCCACAGGCACGGUUUGGAGGCUCUCUUGAGUAAAGUGCCCGCAGAGGUCUGGGCUCGCCUCGCCACGGGCGCUGGUGGAGGGGGGCUCUUAACUCUUCCCUGCACUCUUAAAGCAAUGGCCUUUGCUGUGUUUGAGUUCUUGGACCAUCUGAGCAACGUCUGGGGCCCUCCUCGGCUUUUGUGCCACAGGCUCCCAGAACUGGGGACAUUUCCUUCUGUGCUCAGCUGCCUGCCAGUGCAGGGACACCAGGCCCUUUCUCAGUGCCCGCUGCAGCCCUCGGGCAUUGCUGACCACCGGGUGAGAUGGCUCGAUGUCAGACUGCGCAAUACGGGGAGUCGCAGCUUCGCCACGCAUGAAGCUGCUGCCCACCCACCUGUGAGCAGAAAUCUGACAGAUACACAGAUUCCUGUGUUGUGGUUGGAAAGGACAGCUAGGGAAACAGCAGGAUUUAUUGCCUCGGGGCUCUCCAGACCCAAAGAUUCCAGACCCAAAGAGUCUGGAAAAGACUGGGACAGUCUGGCUCUGGGGAAGACAUCUCAAAACUGUGGAUUUUUGCUUCCACAGAGACUUAGGAACGAGCAAGCAAAAAAAGACAAACCGCGUGGGCACCGAGACCCGUUUUCUGCACUCCCGCAGGCCACCGGAGGCCAGCCCCUUCCCGACACCUCCCAGCUCUGCGCCCGGGCGGGGCGGACCAUCUUCAGUCUCGAUCUUGGAGGUAUAUCUGCUAUCGUACUGAAUGGCUAUGAUGCAGUAAAAGAAUGCCUUGUUCAUCAAAGUGAAAUUUUUGCAGAUAGACCGUCUCUUCCCUUGUUUAAGAAGCUGACAAACAUGGGAGGCUUACUGAACAGUAAAUAUGGCAGAGGAUGGACAGAACAUCGCAAAUUAGCUGUAAAUACCUUUCGAAUUUUUGGAUAUGGUCAAAGGUCCUUUGAACACAAAAUUUCAGAAGAAUCUGUGUUUUUUCUUGAUGCCAUUGAUACGUACAAAGGCAGACCCUUUGAUCUUAAGCACUUGAUAACAAAUGCUGUUUCAAACAUUACUAAUUUGAUUAUUUUUGGAGAACGUUUUACAUACGAAGAUACUGAAUUUCAGCACAUGAUUGAGAUUUUUAGUGAAAAUAUUGAAUUAGCUGCUAGUGCUUCUGUAUUUUUAUAUAAUGCUUUUCCUUGGAUUGGUAUCUUGCCAUUUGGGAAACACCAGCAGCUGUUUAAAAAUGCAGCUGAAGUCUAUGACUUUCUUCAUGAGCUUAUUGAACGUGUCUCUGAAAAUAGGAAGCCUCAGUCACCUCGGCAUUUUGUAGAUGCAUAUCUAGAUGAGAUGGAUUGCAAUGAAAAUGAUCCGGAGUCUACAUAUUCAAGAGAAAACUUAAUUUUCUCUGUUGGAGAACUAAUCAUAGCUGGGACAGAAACCACAACAAACGUUUUAAGAUGGGCAGUGUUAUUUAUGGCUCUUUAUCCAAACAUUCAAGGGCAAGUUCAAAAAGAAAUCGAUUUAGUCAUUGGCCCAAACAGAAUGCCUGCCUUAGAAGAGAAAUGCAAAAUGCCAUACACUGAAGCUGUUCUACAUGAAGUUCUAAGAUUCUGUAAUAUAGCUCCACUAGGUAUUUUUCACGCAACGUCCAAAGAUACUGUUGUGCGUGGUUACUCUAUUCCUGAGGGCACUACAGUCAUUACAAACCUCUACUCAGUUCAUUUUGAUGAAAAAUACUGGAGCAACCCAGAAGUGUUUUUUCCUGAGAGAUUUUUGGACGGCAGUGGGCAGUUUGUCAAGAAAGAGGCAUUUAUUCCUUUUUCUCUAGGAAGAAGACAUUGUCUUGGAGAACAACUAGCUCGAAUGGAAAUGUUUUUGUUUUUCACUUCAUUACUACAACGAUUUCACCUGUGUUUUCCUCAUGGUGUGAUUCCAGAUCUCAAACCAAGAUUAGGCAUGACAUUACAACCACAGCCGUACCUCAUCUGUGCGGAAAGACGGUGA